This is a messenger RNA of Neohortaea acidophila, 859 nucleotides long. RefSeq lists its product as uncharacterized. The record is from RefSeq and is a predicted model, not a curated record. The coding region runs from base 125 to 604 and encodes 159 amino acids. NCBI's taxonomy places the organism in Eukaryota, Fungi, Ascomycota, Dothideomycetes, Mycosphaerellales, Teratosphaeriaceae. The transcript is spliced from 3 exons.
CUUUGUGUCGGCUUUGCGAACGACGUCAAAAGUGGAGUAGGCUUGGUUUCAAUGUCAACAGCAGUUAUUAGAUGGCCGCAGGAGAUGCUCUAUCGCGUGUGUAUUCGAAGAAUGAUAUGGCCGAAUGGAUAGACGAUACGGCUGCCUUGACCGUAAGAUGGAUCGAGUGCCGCGGCAAUUCCGUCGAGGCCGAAGGAGCAGAACAAUGGAAGAGCUGGCAAUGAUGCAGCCUUGCCCUUCCAUCCCACCUCUGACUGCGGGGCAGACACGCGACUUCUUCCGACUCUUCAUCCCCGACUUCCCCCGAACAUCUCCCCCUUCACGUGCAACACCACCUCACGUGCAACCACACGCACACGCAGGUCACGAUUUAUGCAAGCAACGCUUCAGCGCGCCCUACAGCCAAACCACACCAACGAUGUCAUCGUACCCCCGUUACCCUCGAGCCCGCCCAUGUCUCCGCGCCUGUCGCUGCACCCCAGACAUUCCAGCGUCGUACUGUUGGAUCAUAGCAAGCAAAGCUCGCUUCGAACCAGAGACCAAGUGCCGCUGCUCCGUCGCAGCACGCUUGCGACGUCAUUUCAUCACGGUUUCCCGUCGCUAGGGCGGACAAGACUGGUGUCGCUCAUGCCGCCAACGCGUGCAGCGUAUACGAUAAGGCUACUUUCGGGCAUUCCCCCGUGAGACUCAAGCCCAGUCCAUUCUUCCUCUCAUUGCACAAUCGCACAACAUUCUAGCCUGUUCUGUCCUUUGGACGAAGAUCGUUCCAUGUCUCCUCUCAUACCAUGAGCAUCCGUGAUUCCGACGCCUACCGCUUGCUGUGCAAAGGUCUGUUCUCUACGGAAUGAACGGGAACGAG